Molecule: messenger RNA, 4446 nt
Organism: Babjeviella inositovora NRRL Y-12698
Lineage: Eukaryota; Fungi; Ascomycota; Pichiomycetes; Serinales
Gene: BUD5
Product: Ras family guanine nucleotide exchange factor
Exons: 2
Coding region: 1-4446 (1481 amino acids)
Biological process (GO): positive regulation of GTPase activity; Ras protein signal transduction
Cellular component (GO): plasma membrane
Molecular function (GO): protein binding; guanyl-nucleotide exchange factor activity
Source: RefSeq, a predicted model, not a curated record
AUGACGCAUAGACCGUCUGUAACCUCUCCCGGCAGCCACAACAGCAUGGCCUCCUCCGUGUACACCGAACCCGCCCAGAACCUCCCCAGUCCCGAUAUUGACCGCGAGGUGCCGCGCAAGCCACGCACCGGGAACGGCGCGCCGGUAUCUAUGGCCACCAGCAGUGUCUACGGAGAAUUGCCGACCGGCGCGCACGCACACCCCAGCUACCGCGACAGCAUCAACACCAUUACCGCAGGGAAUGCAGCUUUGGUAAUCGACAGCGGUGCCAGCCAGGGAUAUUCCGACGAGGAAACCCCGCUUGAAGCGGACGAACCCAAGCUCAACGAGCACGUCUCAGCCCACGGAGCUAUCUAUCCCAUUCGGUCAUCGGCCACGGUAAACUCCUUCUACACCGCCAGCGAGGGAGGGAGCGAGGAUGACCGAGACCGCAUGGCGUCCAGCAACCCGUUACAGCCCCGGCCGUACUCUGACGCAUACGACAGCGACGACUCGGUGGCAACCACGAAAGAGACCCCGCCGGCGUUGCCUAGCGAAGCGUCCCUCUCGGCUAUCAACAAGCGGAUGUCGCAGAUGGACGCAUUCCGGGACUUGUCUAAAUCCCGGGACAGCUUCCAGUUCUACGACCAAACGCAGCAACCAUAUGAUGUGAACAUGGACACUACCUUGGACACUGGCGACUACACGUUGGAUGGCAACGGCCAGCUUGACAGCGACGGCGAGUCGUCGGUAUCCAUCUACGACGGCCAUAUUUCCCCCACCCGGCGCCACGAGUCGGUGGCGACGCAGGUCCUGAUGGUGAAGAAUGACGGGGUGACAAUCGUUGCUGGAUCACCGGUUGAGUCGUCGUCCGCGUUUUCCGUUGUCGGAGCACAGAAACCUCUGGAUUCCCAGACCCCAAGGGUGUUUGUGGUAUCGAAAGUGCAGCCGUUCAGUGUUUUCACGAAGGAUGAAAGGAUGAGGGGAAGGUACACAGAGAACGCCUCGGGUGAUUUGCACGAGCUCGAAACUCCCGUGAAGGUUGUCCAUGCCACGCGCGAUGUGACGCCCAAGGCCAGCUCCGUCUCUGAGUAUGACGGGGACUACGCCAUUCUGGGAACCACCCCGCCCAAGGUACAUCGCUAUUCGCACUCGCACGACUUGCGUAACGGCUUCGCACUCAGCACGCCGCGUACGACGAAAGGGAACACCGUGCCCAUUGACGAAAACGGGCCCGCAACCGGAAACUUGGAUGAGACCAUUGUGGGCCGCACGAACGAACUCUCUGCGCUUUUUUACACUGCGACACAUGCGUUCGACGCACUCAGUUUGAAGGCGGAGCUGGAUGCGUCCAUCUGUCUCUCGUUCAAGAAGGACGACAUUUGUUUCGUGCACUCGACGGACCCGUCCGGCUGGGGCGAAGUGACGUUGAUUCUCAACCUCCAACGCGGGUGGGUGCCGAUGAAUUACUUCCGCCACUGUAUUGAGUACGAGUAUGACAAGGUGGAGCGCCUUUCGCCGGGCGAGCUCGCGGCGUCGAAGCAGCCGCUCAAAUUGUUGUUUGCGGCGAGUGCAAAGUUUCUCCGCGAGCCGAUGUGUGUGCCGGUGGUAAAGCGAGUGCGCGUGCACGACGGCGAGGAGCGGGUUCCUGCGAUGACCUUUCCAACCAAGACGUUGAACUCCGUACGUGACGGUGUCCGGUCUUUGCUCGAGGAGACGGAGUGCAUCUCGCGGACAUCUGAAAUUGUCGCGAAGCGGCCUACUAUCAAGAAGAUCCGCAAGGUGUUGCUCGCCGACUGGUUUGAGUUGAUGCGCAGGGCGGUCGAGUACAAGUACACCACGAACACGGCCAAGGUUGACACGCUCCAGCGGUUGAUCUACCAAGUGUUGCGCAAGGCAGUGGCAUUCCUCGAUAUCUGGGGGAUCGAGGCGGACUUGGCGCAAUCGGAGGUGCAAUCCGCGCCCAAAAUUCUCGAACGCUCCAACACCAUGUCGAAGAUCCCGUACCUCAAAAAGCCGCCAUUUGUGCAGCCGCGCGUGACGGAGAUCCAUACGUUGUUGUUCAACUACCUCGGGUUAAUCAUUGGCCGUCUUGACUUGAUCGAGCAUAACCCCGUGGGAUGCGAGCUCUUGGAGAACAUUACGCAUCAGAUUAUCCUUCUUCUCCGCGAGUUGCUCUUCAUCAACAAGAUUGCGUCCGCAUCGCUCGAGCGGCUGCCGCCGGAGAUUGACAGUUCCUUGGACCUGUUGCUCUCGCUUGUGAGCGAGUUGGUGUCGGGGGUAAAGAAAUUGGUGGCCAAAACGGCACUGGAGCGCCGUGAGGGUGCAGACUUGGCGGUAAAGAGCGCGCCCAAGGGCAAGAAACACGAAAAGGCGCGCUCCACAUACUACUACACGGCCGAGGGGGGCAGUUUGAUCGAGGUGGCUGCAAAGAUGGUGCGCUCGGUUGCGCGCGCAAUUUACUCCAUCCGUCGCAUCUUUGAGGUCACAGGCGAUACGCAGUUGGAUGCCGCGCGCCAGUACCCGGACUUCUAUCGCCUCAAGAUCGACCCCGAGACGUUCAUCCGUAAAUGCUCUGUCGGGUUAUUGAGCACCAACGGCCAGCAGCAUAUUCGCGAGGUGGACAAGAUUCACCGCCGCUCCGCGCGCUACUCCACCAUCCGCAUGGGCAAGACCGGUGCGUUGGGUGUCAGUGCGGAUGGGGCGGCCAUCUUGAAUGCCUACCUUCCCGCCAUGGACUCCACGCCGUUUGUCAGCUCCGACGCGGUUUUCCAGCCCUUCACCACCGACUCGGCCACCAACUUCCCGCAUGACUACGAACGGGAGUUGUUGACCGACAAUGACGGCCAUUUGAUCGGGGGUUCCUUCCGGAGUUUGGUGUACACGCUCACGAAUGAAGCCAGCCCGCCGCAGUACUUUUUCAUCUCGUCGGUGUUGAUGACGUUCCGGAUCUUCAGCUCGGGGAUUGAUCUUGUCGAGGAGUUGAUUUCCCGCUUUGACAUUACUAACUCUGCCAACACUGAUGCUAUUCUGUUGAAUAAGCGUCGGAAGUUGAUCUGCGGCACGUUCCAGAUAUGGUUGGAGAGCUACUGGAACCACCAGUCGGACUACCCGCUUCUCUCCACGCUCAUCAACUUUUUCAACGAGGGGGUUUCGCUCUACCUCCCGCGCGAGUCAAGCGAGUUGAUCGAGGUGGCCGCGCGCUUGGCCUCGCGCCCGCCGGUGGAGAAUACCAAAGAUCGGUUCCUGCCGCGCGCGCAGUUCCAACUCGUAGAGCGUCGCAUCCGCGAGGUGAGUAAAGCCGACCGUAACUUAUCCAUGAUGUUGACGCGCAACUAUGCACGCUACUCGAUGGUGGACGGCUACGAGUUGGGUGCCAGCAGCAGCAGUAGCGUGGCGAUUCCGUUGGGGGUCACGUCUGCGGUCACGACGACCGCACCGCUCGUGACGCCCGCGCAGGUUGCAGCAGUCGAGAAGAUCAACAUGGGCUUCCGCACUAUCUUGGGCAAGAAAUGGUGUCCCGAGAAACUCCUUACGGCGCGCGUGUACGUGCCCGUGGAUCUUGACCUGAUGAUUACCAACUGGUACCGCAACUGCUACGAGACAUGGGUUCUCACCAACUAUCGUACGCACCUCCUCGACUUUAAUGCGCUUGAGCUUGCGAAGCAGCUCACGAUCAUCGAGUCGCGUCUCUUCUGUGCUAUUCGGCACGAGGAGUUGCUCAACGAGAACUUUGCGCCUAAGAAGCUUCACCUUAACCUCGCGCCACACGUUGCCCGCUCCGUCUUGUUCACCAACUGUCUCUCCGAAUACGUGCUUGAGUCGAUGUUACAGCCGGACUUUUCCAUGAAGCAGCGCGUCGCCAACAUGCAGGCGUGGCUCAAGGUGGCGGUCUCUUGUCUUUACCUCCGGAACUUUAACUCCCUCGCGGCGAUCAUUACGUCUUUGCAGUCGUUCUUGAUCAGCCGCUUGGGCGUUCUCUGGGACGACUUGCUGCAGAAGUAUACGGAUUUGUACGAAUACUUGAGCUCGAUCGUGAUCCCUGACAAGAACUACAGUAUUUACCGUGCCAAAUUGAAGACGUUCUUGAUCUCUUCCAAUAUUGAUCGUCUUCCGUUGGUGCCGUACGUGAGCUUGUUCUUGCAGGAUUUGACGUUUAUCGUGGAGGGCAAUCCCAACUACCGCAGUGCUGAGGGAGCCCUUGGGAAGUUGAUUAAUAUUGACAAGUACUUGAAGGCGACAAAGGUGAUUUCCGAUUUUGAGAGUCUCCAGGUGUCGUACGUGGAGGAUUAUAAGGGGAGGAUGACUCCUCCGGGCAGCGCGGGGCCAGAGGAGCGGUUAGAUAUUGCGCCGGUGCCCGCGUUGCAGGAGUUGGUGUUGUUGGAGUUGUGGAAGAUCAAGCAAUUGAACAUUAAGGAAGAUGACCGGGCGUGGAAGUUGAGUUGUUUGAUCCAACCGAGAGAGUAG